GAUCGAAAGACAGACAGACAGACAGGGCAGGCAGGGCUCGGCCGGACUCUCCAUGCGUCUGGAUGCUCAGGAGAAUGAAGGGGGAGGAGAGAGAGGGAGGGGCAGGAGAGAGAGAGAGAGAGAGAGAGAGAGAGGAGAGAGAGCUCAGAGGAGAGAGGGGCACAGAGAGGUGAGUGCGGGUCUAGCUGGCCGCCCCCCUUUCCCAGCACAAGUUCCAACACAAGUUCCGGGAGAGGUGGCAGCUAGAGCUAAGGACAGAGAGAGGAGGAGAGGGCGCAGACCCUCAGAUCCGGGCUGCUGAGGAGUCUGGGCGGCGGGCCCGGGGUGCGGGGGCCUGAAGCUUGGACCCCGCCACUGCCCUCAGCCCACCCGCCUCUCUCCAGGCUCUGUGCCUGGUGCUGCACUCAGUCCACCCGGCGCCGCGCGUCCCUCCCGGACACCGCUCCGCAGCCUCCCCGCCCAGCGCCCAGGCCACCCGACCAGCCGCCUCCCCGCCCAGCGCCCAGGCCACCGGACCCGCCGCCUCUCCAGCCGCCUCCCCUGGGCGGCCUCCGGGCUCCCCGCGAUGUGGCUGCGCCUGGCCUUGUGCUGCUGCAGCCUGGCGCUCGUGUCCGGCUGGGCCACCUUCCAGCACAGGCCCGCAUCGCGCAACUUCACUUUCCGCUUCGCCCCCGAGAAGGCGGCCAGGACCCCGGGGCUGCAGCCUCCCGCGCCCGGAGAGACCCCUGUGGGGAGGACAGUGGAGCGGCCGGGCCAGGAGGAGGGCGCAGGCCAGGCGGGGCAGCAGCACCAGGAGGAGGAGGAGGAGGAGGAGGAGGGCGCGGCGGGGCGGCAGGGCCGGGCGUUCCGGAGGCGAGUGCGGCAGCUGCGGGGGCUGAGCGGGCGGCUGGAGCUCGUGUUCCUGGUGGACGAGUCGUCCAGCGUGGGCCCCGCCAACUUCCAGAGCGAGCUCCGCUUCGUGCGCAAGCUGCUGUCUGACUUCCCGGUGGUGCCCUCGGCCACGCGCGUGGCCAUCGUCACCUUCUCGUCCAAGAACAACGUGGUGCCCCGCGUGGACUACAUCUCAGCGCCCCGCGCCCGGCAGCACAAGUGCUCGCUGCUGGCCCGCGACAUCCCGGCCAUCACCUACCACGGCGGCGGCACCUACACCAAGGGCGCCCUGCAGCAGGCCACGCAAAUUCUUGCUCACUCUCGAGAAAACGCCACCAAAGUGGUAUUCCUCAUCACGGACGGAUAUUCCAACGGAGGAGACCCUAGGCCGGUUGCCGCCUCUCUGCGGGACUGGGGAGUCGAGAUCUUCACCUUUGGCAUAUGGCAAGGGAACAUCCGCGAGCUGAAUGACAUGGCUUCCAGCCCAAAGGAGGAACACUGCUUUCUUCUCCACAGUUUUGAAGAAUUCGAGGCCUUGGCUCGCAGAUCAUUGCACGAAGACCUGCCUUCUGGGAGCUUUAUUCAAGAGGACAUGUCCCACUGCUCAUAUCUCUGUGAAGCCGGCAGGGACUGCUGUGACGGCAUGGCCAGCUGCAAGUGUGGGACACACACGGGCCAGUUCGAGUGCGUCUGUGAGAAGGGCCACUACGGCAGAGGCCUGCAGCAGGAGUGCACAGCUUGCCCAGCAGGGACAUACAAGCCGGAAGGCUCACCAGGAGGAGUCAGCACUUGCCUCCCGUGUCCUGAUGUGAAUCACACCUCUCCCCCCGGAAGCACAUCCCCUGAAGACUGUGUCUGCAGAGAGGGGUACCGGGCUUCCAGCCAGAGCUGUGAAGUUGUUCGCUGCCCGGCCCUGAAGCCUCCUGAACAUGGCCACUUCAUCCAGAACACCUGCAACAACCACUUCAACGCGGCCUGUGGGGUCCGCUGCGACCCGGGGUUCGACCUCGUGGGGAGUAGCAUACUUCUGUGCCUGCCCAGCGGCCUGUGGUCCGGCUCAGAGAGCCUCUGCAGAGUAAGAACUUGCCCUCGACUCCGCCAGCCCAGACAUGGACAUCUCAGCUGCUCCACGGGGGAGAUGUCCUACAAGACAGUGUGUCUGGUCAGCUGUGAUGAAGGGUACAGGUUGGAAGGAUGUGCCAAGCUUACCUGCCAAAUAAACAGCCAGUGGGAUGGUCUGGAGCCCCGGUGUGUGGAACGCCACUGCUCCACCUUUCAGAAGCCCAGAGGUGUCAUUGUAUCUCCUCCCAGCUGUGGCAAGCAGCCCGCCAAACCUGGACUCAUCUGCCAGCUGAGCUGUCGCCAAGGAUUUUUUUCAGCUGGAAUCAAGGAAGUGAGGUGCACCACCUCUGGAAAAUGGAGUGCCGAAAUUCAGUCAGCUGUUUGUAAAGAUGUAGAAGCCCCUCAAAUCAGCUGUCCUAAGGACAUAGAGGUCAAGACUCAGGAGCAGCAAGACUCUGCUAAUGUCACCUGGCAAAUUCCAACAGCUAAAGACAACUCUGGGGACAAGGUGCUCCUUCACGUCCACCCAGCGUUCACCCCACCCUACCUCUUCCCGAUUGGAGACGUCGCCAUCACGUACACAGCAGUGGAUCAGUCUGGCAACCAGGCCAGCUGCACGUUCCACAUCAAGGUCCUUGAUGUGGAGGCACCCUCAGUGGACUGGUGCCGGUCUCCACCUCCAGUCCAGGUCUCCGAGAAGGAGUAUGCAGCCAGCUGGGAGGAGCCACAGUUCUCAGACAACUCAGGAGCCCUGCUGGCAGUCACCAGGAGUCACACACCAGGGGACCUUUUCCCACACGGGGAGACGGUGGUGAGCUACACGGCCACUGACCCCUCGGGAAACAACAGGACCUGUGACAUCCACAUCCUCAUAAGAGGUUCUCCCUGUGAAGCUCCAUUCACGCCUGCAAAUGGAGAUCUCGUGUGCACUCAGGACAGCAUUGGAGUGAACUGUACGUUCAGCUGCCAGGAGGGCUACGAUCUCCCCGAAGGGUCCACGGAGAACUAUCACUGUGCCUAUGAAGAUGGCGUCUGGAAGCCACCAUACUCCACCGAGUGGCCUGACUGUGCUUUAAAACGCUUUGCCAAUCACGGGUUCAAGUCCUUUGAGAUGCUAUAUAAGGCGACUCGUUGUGAUGACACAGAGCUGCUGAGCAAGUUCUCUGACGCCUUUGAGACUACCCUGGGGAAGAUGGUGCCUUCCUUUUGUAGUGAUGCCGACGACAUUGACUGCAGACUGGAGGACCUGACCAAAAAAUACUGCCUUGAGUACAACUACGACUAUGAAAACGGCUUUGCGAUUGGGCCAGGUGGCUGGGGAGCUGCUAACAGACUGGAUUAUUCUUACGACGACUUCUUGGAUGUUGUGCGGGAAACAGCCACAGGCCACACAAAAGCCAGGCCUUUACGGAACAGAAGAAGCGCCCCAUUAUCUGACCACAAAAUUAAAUUGGUUUUUAAUAUAACAGCCAGUGUGCCCUUACCCGAGGAGAGAAACGAUACUCUGGAACUGGAGAAUCAGCAGCGACUCAUUAAGACCUUGGAAACUAUCACGAACCAGCUGAGAAGGACCCUGCACAAGGAGCCUAUGUAUUCCUUUCACCUGGCCUCCGCCACGCUGGUUGCCGACAGCAACUCCUUGGAGACGGAGAAGACUCACCUCUUCUGCAGACCCGGCUCGGUGCUGAGAGGGCGGAUGUGUGUCAGCUGUCCUCUGGGCACCUCCUACUCUCUGGAGCAUCAUGUCUGUGAAAGCUGCGCGGUGGGGUUCUACCAGGAUGAAGAAGGGCAGCUGGAGUGCAAGUUCUGCCCAGCGGACACCCGCACAGAAUACCUGCACUCCAGGAGCAUCUCUGAGUGUAGAGCUCAAUGUAAACCAGGCACCUACUCAUCCAAUGGGCUGGAGACGUGUGAGUCAUGUCCUCUCAACACUUACCAGCCAGCGCACGGCGCCCAGAGCUGCCUCUUCUGCCCAGAGAACACCUCCACUGUGAAAAGAGGGGCUGUUAGCAUCUCUGCUUGUGGAGUGCCUUGUCCAGUAGGAGAGUUCUCCCGCUCUGGAUUAAUGCCCUGUUAUCCAUGUCCUCGAGACUACUACCAGCCUGAUGCAGGGAAGUCUUUCUGCUUAUCCUGUCCCUUCUAUGGAACCACAACCAUCACUGGGGCGAGAUCCAUCACCGACUGCUCAACUUUCGGUUCAACUUUCUCGGCAGCAGAGGAAAGCAUAGUGCUCCGUGCUUCUCCUGGACAUAUCAAGAAGUAUGAAGCCAGCAGCCAGGUUUUCCACGAAUGCUUCCUAAACCCCUGCCAUAACAGCGGCACCUGCCAGCAGCUGGGGCGCGGCUAUGUCUGUCUCUGCCUGCCUGGAUACACAGGUUUAAAGUGUGAGAUAGACACAGAUGAGUGCAGCCCCCAGCCCUGCCACAACGGUGGGAUUUGUGAAGACCAAGUUGGAGGAUUCACCUGUGAAUGCCCGUCUGGUUACACAGGUCAGCUCUGUGAAGAAAAUGUGAACGAGUGUAGCUCCAACCCCUGCUUGAAUCAAGGGAGCUGUGUGGAUGCCGUGGCCGGCUAUCACUGCGCGUGUGAGAGCGGCUACACAGGUCCGCACUGUGAGGUCGAGGUCGACGAGUGCCAGUCAAAUCCAUGCUCCAAUAACGCAGUGUGUGAAGACCUGGCCGGAAGAUUCCUGUGCAGAUGCCCACCUGGAUUUGUGGGUGCCAGGUGUGAGAAGAACAUGGAUGAGUGUCUCAGUCAGCCAUGCAGAAAUGGAGCUACCUGCAGAGAUGGCGCCAAUAGCUUCAGGUGUCAGUGUGCAGCAGGCUUCACGGGGUCACUCUGUGAGCUGGACAUCAAUGAGUGUCUUUCUAACCCCUGCAAAAACCAGGCCACCUGUGUGGAUGAACUCAACUCGUACAGCUGCAGGUGCCAGCCAGGAUUCUCAGGCAGCAGGUGUGAAACAGAACAGGCUACAGGGUUCAACCUGGACUUUGAGGUAUCUGGCAUCUACGGCUACGUCAUGCUGGACGGCCUUCUCCCGUCUCUUCAUGCCGUGACCUGUGCAUUCUGGAUGAAGUCCUCUGACAUCUCAAACUAUGGGACCCCCAUCUCCUAUGCCGUUGAGGAUGGCAGCGACAACACCUUCCUGCUGACUGACUAUAACGGCUGGGUCCUUUAUGUGAACGGCAAGGAGAGGAUAACAAACUGCCCCUCUGUGAACGAUGGCCACUGGCAUCAUGUUGCAGUCACGUGGGCAAGCACUGACGGAGCCUGGAAAGUCUACAUUGACGGGAAGUUUUCUGAUGGCGGAAUGGGCCUCUCUGUGGGGUCCGUUAUCCCAGGCGGUGGUGCACUGGUUCUCGGGCAAGAGCAAGACAAAAGGGGAGAGGGAUUCAACCCCGCUGAGUCUUUCGUGGGCUCCAUAAGCCAGCUCAACCUCUGGGACUAUGUCCUGUCCCCAGAGCAGGUGAGGCUGCUGGCUACUGCAUGCCCCAAAGAACUCAGCAAAGGGACCGUGCUUGCCUGGCCCGACUUCUUGCCGGGAGUGGUGGGGAAAGUGAAGAUCGACUCCAAGAGCACCUUCUGUUCUGACUGCCCGUCUUUAGAAGGCUCAGUCCCUCAUCUGCGCACCAGCUCCACAGACUCCAAGCCGGGCUCCAAGGUCAGCCUGUUCUGUGACCCGGGCUUCCAGAUGGUCGGGAACCCCGUGCAGCACUGCCUGAACCAGGGGCAGUGGACACAGCCUCUCCCCCGCUGCGAACGCAUCCGCUGCGGAGUGCCACCCCCUCUGGAGAACGGCUUCUACUCAGCAGAGGACCUUCACGCGGGCAGCACGGUGAGCUACCAGUGCAGCAGUGGCUACUACCUGCUGGGCGACUCCAGGAUGUUCUGCACGGACAAUGGCAGCUGGAACGGCAUCGCGCCGUCCUGCCUCGACGUGGACGAGUGUGCGGUGGGGUCUGACUGCAGCGUGCAUGCUUCCUGCCUGAACACCAACGGCUCCUACAUCUGCUCCUGCAAGCCCCCCUACAGCGGUGACGGCAAGACCUGUGCAGAACCUGUAAAGUGCAGGGCUCCAGGAGACCCAGAAAAUGGACGAUCUCACUCCUCUGGUGAGAGCUACACAGUGGGCACCCUGGUGACAUUUUCCUGCGAGCAAGGACACCAACUGUUGGGAGUGACCAAGAUCACGUGUUUGGAAUCUGGAGAAUGGGACCAUCUAGUGCCCUACUGUGAAGCUGUUUCCUGCGGUGAACCAGCUGUACCAGAAAACGGUCACAUGGAUGCAGCUGCAUUUACCUACGGCAGUAAAGUGUCAUACAGGUGCAGUAAGGGCUACGCUCUGAGCGGUGACAGCGAGGCCUCCUGUCUCGCUAGUGGCUCCUGGAGUCACUCUCCUCCUGUGUGUGAAGCAGUCAAGUGCUCCCACCCUGCAGGCAUAAGUCACGGGAAAUACACUCUGAGUGGCCUCGCCUACCUUUCCACCGCGUCCUAUUCCUGUGAGCCUGGGUACAGGUUGCAAGGUCCCUCUGUCCUUGAAUGCUCUGCCUCAGGGAACUGGGACAGGGCGCCCCCGACCUGUCACCUUGUCUUCUGUGGAGAACCGCCUGCCAUCAAGGAUGCUGUCCUCAAAGGGAGUAACUUCACUUUCGGGAACACUGUCUCCUACACUUGCAGAGAAGGCUAUACCCUGGCCGGUGCAGACACCAUGGAGUGCCUGGCCAGUGGCGAGUGGAGCCAGAGUGGGCAGCGGUGUCUGGCCGUGUCCUGUGACGAGCCCCCCCACGUGCAGCACGCCUCUCCGGAGACUGCCCACCGGCUAUUUGGGGACAUCGCCUUCUACUACUGCUCGGACGGCUACAGCCUGGCGGACAAUCCUCAGCUGGUCUGCGACGCGCAGGGCCGGUGGGUGCCCCCGGCAGGCCAGGCCGUGCCCCGCUGCAUAGCUCAGUUCUGCGAAAGCCCCCCAUCCGUCUCCUACGGCAUCCUGGAGUCGGUGAGCAAAGCCAAGUUCCCCACAGGCUCGGUGGUGAGCUUCAAGUGCAUGGAAGGCUUCGUUCUGAACACCUCAUCAAAGCUGGAGUGCAUGUGGGGCGGGCACUGGAGCCCUGCCCCGGCCUCCGUCCGAUGCAUCCCUGUGCGCUGCGGACAGCCGCCCAGCAUCCUCAACGGCUAUGCCAGUGGGGCAAACUACAGCUUUGGGGCCAUGGUGGCCUACAGCUGCAACAAGGGCUUCUACAUCAAAGGGGAGAAGAGGAGCACCUGUCAGGCCACAGGGCAGUGGAGUCAGCCCACACCCUCCUGCCACCCUGUGUCCUGCAGUGAGCCGCCCAAGGUGGAGAACGGCUUCCUGGAGCACGCCACCGGCAAGGUCUUCGGGAGCGAGGCGAGGUAUCGCUGCCACGCAGGCUACACGCCGGUGGGAAGCCCGCUGUUCACCUGCCAGGCCAACCGCUCGUGGCACAGCGCGUCCCCGCCGGCCUGCGUGCCCCUCCGCUGCGGGAAGCCGCCCCCGCUCCAGCACGGCUCCGUGGCGGCGACGGGAGAGGACUUCGCCGUGGGGUCCAGGGUGCGGUUCCUCUGCGACGAGGGCUACGAGCUCGUGGGCGACGGCUCUUGGACGUGUCUGAAGUCCGGCGCGUGGAACGGGAGGCCGAGCCCCAAGUGCGUGCCCGCCAGGUGCCCGGAGCCGCCUCUCUCGGAGAACCGGCUGGUGCUGAAGGAGCUGGCGGCGGGGGCGGCCUUCUCCUGCAGGGAGGGGCACGUCCUGCGGGGCCCGGCCGCCCUGAGGUGCUUGCCGUCCCGGCAGUGGAACGCCUCCUUCCCCGUCUGCGAGCCGGUCGUGUGCCCCCCGCCUCCCCUGAUCGCCUUCGGGGUCCCCGCCGCGACGGCCGCCCUUCACUUCGGAAGCACCGUCACCUACUCCUGCGUGGACGGCUUCUUCCUCAGGGGGGGCCCCGGCGCCGCCUGCCAGGAGGACGGGACCUGGAGCUCCCCGCUGCCGGAAUGCGUCCCGGUCGAGUGCCCCCAGCCCGAGGAGAUCCCCCACGGCAUCGUGGACGUGCAGGGCCUGGCCUACCUGAGCACGGCCCUCUACACCUGCAAGCCGGGCUUCGAGCUGGUGGGGAACGCCAGCGCCCUGUGCGGAGAGCGCGGCCAGUGGCUGGGGGGGAGGCCGCGCUGCCAGCCCGUGGCGUGCCCGAGGCCCGCGGAGAUCCCGCACGGGCGGCUCUCCUACGCGCACCUGCACUACGGACAGACGGUGGCCUACACCUGUGAGCGCGGCUUCAGGCUGAACGGCUCCGCAACCCUGACGUGUCUCGACACGGGCGACUGGGACGGGGCCGCCCCGGCCUGCGGCGCCAUCCACUGCGAGCCCCCGCAGCCCAUCGAGAACGGCUUCGUGGAGGGCGCCGACCACAGCUACGGCGCCAUGAUCAUCUACAGCUGCCUGCCCGGCUUCCAGGUGGCCGGCCACGCCAUGCAGACCUGCGGGGAGACGGGCUGGUCGGGCGCCGUGCCCGCGUGCGUGCCCCUGGACUGCGGGCUGCCCCCGCACGUGGACUUCGGGGACUGCCGGAAGGUCGGGGACGAGCCUGGGAUGGAAGCCCCGGAGCGGGCCCCGCGCCUUCCCGCUCCGGGCUUCCUGUACGGCGCCACGGUGCUGUACUCCUGCCACCCGGGCUACGCGCUGCGGGGGGAGCCGGUGCUCACCUGCCAGGAGGACGGCACGUGGAACGGCAGCGCGCCCGCCUGCGUCUCGGCGGGGUGCGGCUUGCCGGAGGCCCCCGACAACGGGGCUCUGCGCCUGAGCGAGACGGCGGCGGGCAGCGCCGUGCGGUACAGCUGCGGGCCCGGGCACCGGCUGGUGGGCGCGGCCGUCCGGCUCUGCCUGGAGGGCGGCCGGUGGAGCGGCACCCCGCCCCGCUGCGAGGCCGCGGCGUGCGGCAGGCCCAAGGCCAUCAGCCACGGCUCGGUCCGGGGCGGCGACUACAGCUACCUGAGCGCCGUGGACUACGAGUGUCAGCCGGGCUACGUGCUCCACGGCCCGCGCAGGAGGACGUGCCGGGAGAGCCGGGAGUGGGACGGGAGCGAGCCCAGCUGCCUCCCGGUGGACUGCGGCCCGCCGCCCGUGCCGGCCCACGGCCGGGUCAAAGGAGCCGAGUUCACGUUCCAGAAGGCGGUGGAGCACUCCUGCGAGGAAGGCUUCCUCCUCGAGGGCCCGCGGAGCCGCCUGUGUCUCGCCGACGGCAGCUGGAGCGGAGCCCCGCCGCGGUGCGUGCCCGCGGGCGCCCGGUGCGCCGGCCUCCCGGACGUGGCGCACGGCGCGGUGGAGAGCCUGGACUCGGGCCCCGGGGGGCAGGUGCUCGUCCUCUGCGAGCGAGGCUACGUGUUGCGGGGCGCCCGGAGGCUCACCUGCCGGCCGGACGGCACCUGGGAUGCGGAGCCUCCCGUCUGUGAGCCGCUGGCCUGUGAGCCCCCGGGAGACCCGGCCCCGGGGAUCCCCAACGGGCGCGUGCUCCGCCGAGGGGGCGACUUGCGCUACCGGUGUCUCCCUGGCUACCGGCUCCACGGGAGCGCCUCGAGGCGGUGCCUGGCCGACGGCUCCUGGAGCGGCAGCCCCCCGUCCUGCCUGCCGUGCCGCUGCUCUGCGCCCGACGUCCCGGGCGGGGCCGCCGCCAACGGGACGGACUUUGCCUGUGGAACGGCGGUCCGGAUCCGGUGCGUCCGCGGCUUCAGGCUCCUGGGCCUUCCCGAAAUCGCCUGUGACGCCGAGGGCCGAUGGAGCUCCGACCUCCCGCGCUGCGAGCACAGGACCUGCGGGUCUCCCCCGGUGGUCCCAGACGCCUUCAUCACGGAGAGCGGCUCGCUGGGCGAAAAUGGCAUCAGCUACCACUGCAGAUCGGGGUACGUCCUGCAAGGCACUUCCGACGUGGCCUGUACGGAGGGAGGGGCGUGGAGCCAGCCGCCCCCAGUCUGUGAGCCCCUGUCCUGCGGACCCCCGCCCUCCGUCCCUCACGCGGUGGCAACUGGAGAGACGCACACCUAUGGAAGUCGGGUGAAACUCAGGUGUCUGGAAGGCUAUGUCAUUGACGCAGAUACAGACACAUUUAUCUGCCAGGCAGAUGGCCACUGGUCCCCUCAGACAAUCUCUUGCAGCCCCAAGAAAUGUCUCCUGCCAGCAAGCGCCGUUCACCCAUUACUGGUCCACGGAGAUGAUUUCAGUGUGAACAAGCAAGUGUCUGUCUCAUGUGCACACGGGUUUACCUAUGAUGGAGUGAACACAUCAACAUGUCAGCUUGAUGGAACCUGGGAGCCCCCAUUCUCAGCAGGGUCCUGCAUUCCAAUUUCUUGUGAGAAACCUGAAAUUCCAGAACACGGAUUUGUGGUUGGCAGUCAACACACCUUGGAAAGCACAGUUGUUUAUCACUGUGAACCUGGGUAUGAACUAGAGGGGGACAGGGAGCGCGUCUGUGGGGAGAACAGACGGUGGAGCGGAGCCCCCGCCGUGUGCAGAAAGGCCAGGUGUGAAGCCCCGCUGGAGUUUCUGAAUGGAAGAGCUGACAUUGAAAACGGGACUUCUGGACCCACUGUGGUGUUCUCCUGUGACAGGGGCUACAGCCUGGCAGGGGCUGCUGAGGCGCACUGCUCUGCAGACGGGACUUGGAGCCACCCAGCUCCUCUCUGCAAACCAAAUCCAUGCCCGGUGCCUUUUGUGAUUCCUGAGAAUGCUGUGCUGUCUGAAAGGGAGUUUUACGUUGGCCAGAAUGUGUCCAUCAGGUGCAGAGAAGGCUUCUCGCUCCAGGGCCAGGGCGUCAUUACCUGCGGCCCCGAUGAAACAUGGACACAGACCAGCGCCAAGUGCCAGAAGAUCUCCUGUGGCCCGCCAGCUCACGUCCACAAUGCCCUGGCUCGAGGCGUCCACUAUCAGUAUGGGGACAUGAUCACCUACUCCUGCUACAGCGGGUACACGCUGGAGGGUCCCCUACGGAGUGUCUGCUUGGAAAAUGGAACCUGGACGCAGCCUCCAGUCUGCAGAGCUGUCUGUCGGUUCCCGUGUCAGAAUGGAGGCGUCUGCCAGCGCCCAAAUGCAUGUUCCUGUCCUGAUGGCUGGAUGGGGCGUCUCUGUGAAGAACCGAUCUGCAUUCUCCCCUGUCUAAACGGUGGGCACUGUGUGGCCCCCUACCAGUGUGACUGCCCACCUGGAUGGACGGGGUCCCGCUGCCAUACAGCUGUCUGCCAGUCCCCCUGCUUGAAUGGAGGCAAGUGUGUGCGGCCAAACCGAUGUCAUUGUCUCUCAACCUGGACAGGGCACGACUGUUCCAGGAAAAGAAGGUCUGGAUUCUAACCACUGCACCGCCAGCCAGCCAGCUCUCCUCAAAGCAGGACCAUCUCUUUCCUGACCUCCUGGAACGUAUGCAGAGAAAUUCCAGCACAGUGUUGGGUCUCGCUUGACUUCACAAACUUGUUACCUGGGGAUCAACCUUUUUAUUUUGUUACAUUUUCUUAUUCCAUGUGAUAUAUGUCUUACAUGUUUUCAUUUUUAAAUGCACCUGUAUUUUUUGUAUUAAAAUAUAUUAAGCAGGUGCUGCCCCAUGCUCACAGAAUGUACAUACUCUGCUGUCUCCCAGGGAAAGUUCCUGGUUUUUCUACUCAAUUCCAUAAAAUGGUUUUCCAUUAAAAUAUAUUUUGCUACUGA
Molecule: messenger RNA, 11632 nt
Organism: Erinaceus europaeus (western European hedgehog)
Lineage: Eukaryota; Metazoa; Chordata; Mammalia; Eulipotyphla; Erinaceidae
Gene: SVEP1
Product: sushi, von Willebrand factor type A, EGF and pentraxin domain containing 1
Exons: 48
Coding region: 566-11281 (3571 amino acids)
Molecular function (GO): calcium ion binding
Source: RefSeq, a predicted model, not a curated record